AUGUCCCUGAGGGAGCGUGAUGUCCUCUAUCGGCUUAUAAUAAGCCAACUUUUUCAUGAUGGUUACCAGGCGAUUGCAAUUAAUCUUAUGAAUGAAGUAACCCCAUCUGUUUCCUGCGGUCCAUCAGCUCGACUCCUCAAACUAGUAAAGCUUGGUCUCUCUAUUGCAGAUGAUGAACAAGACCGGUCAGUUGCUCUCGAGGGUGACAAUAUUCCCCCAGGCACUGGCAUUGAUUUGGAAAUUGAGAGUGAAAGUUCUACUAUGGCUCCCGAAGCUGCGCUAUAUGAAACCUGCUAUGUCACUGCGCACAAGGCAGCCUGCAGAGCGGCUGCCUUUAAUAGCACAGGUGCAUUGGCUUUUAGUAAAGCUUUUAUUGUCGGCAUGUUCCGCUACAUUUUCUCUUUAUCAUCAAUAGGUCAACUUAUUGCCACCGGUUCUCAUGAUUCCUCGAUUAAGAUUUUGGAUGUUGAAAGAAUGUUGGCAAAAGGCAAUUCUGGACCAGAACAUUCGGCUCAGGAAACGCCACAGCAACAGAUGGAGGCUCAUCCGGUCAUUCGAACUCUCUACGACCACACUGCGGAAGUCACUUGCGUGGAUUUCCACCCAGACGCGUCGCAGCAGAUUUUGGUGAGUGGAAGCAAGGACUACACAAUCAAGUUCUUCGACUUCUCAAAUCCCUCCGUAAAGAAAGCGCAACGCAGCAUUCCGGAGGCCUCACCCAUCAAAACUCUUCACUUCCAUCCCUCUGGUAACUACCUUCUCGUGGGCACACAUCACAAGACUUUGCGUAUUUACAGUGUAAACACUUGUCAGUGCUUCGUAUCAGCGGUUCCGGAGGAUCAGCACAACGGGGCCGUGACAAUGGCAAGAUGGGCGCCUAAUGCGAAUUACUUUGUUACUUCGUCAGUCGAUGGAAGCUUUAAGAUUUGGGACGGUGUCUCAGGGCGUUGUGUCUCUACUUUCGAGGCUGCACAUGAUGGUCUGCCUGUUUGUUCGGCAGUUUUCUCCCGUAAUUCGAAGAUCUUUAUUUGA
Molecule: messenger RNA, 1032 nt
Organism: Hydatigera taeniaeformis
Lineage: Eukaryota; Metazoa; Platyhelminthes; Cestoda; Cyclophyllidea; Taeniidae
Source: the annotation of a GenBank genome assembly